Molecule: messenger RNA, 5270 nt
Organism: Astyanax mexicanus (Mexican tetra)
Lineage: Eukaryota; Metazoa; Chordata; Actinopteri; Characiformes; Acestrorhamphidae
Gene: apbb1
Product: amyloid beta (A4) precursor protein-binding, family B, member 1 (Fe65)
Exons: 14
Coding region: 165-2381 (738 amino acids)
Biological process (GO): regulation of DNA-templated transcription
Cellular component (GO): cytoplasm; nucleus
Molecular function (GO): transcription factor binding; amyloid-beta binding
Source: RefSeq, a predicted model, not a curated record
CCGCUGGUGCAGCAGCGCUGUGAGUAAGAGCGGAGAGCUGUGAGCUGUGAGCGGUGGGCGGCGGAGGAGGUGGAGGACAUUUUUCCGCUUCGCUUUGCUGGAUUACACGAGCCGCUGGAUAUUAAUGAGUCGCUCUGGAUAGAAGAGGCAUCCAGCUCUGUGCCAUGUCUUUAGAGAGCUCUUCAGACCUGGCCAACGAGAACACCUGUUUGCCCCCGUCACUGACCCUUGACCUGCGCUGCCCCCACAGCACUCUUUUAGACACAGAGUUAGGCAAAGCUAAAAGCUCCUGUACCUCCUCUCCCAAGAGCCGCCGUAUCUACGCCAGCACCACCCAGUCCCAGCUUCUCAACGGCAUCAUGGGCGGACUGGAUGAUGAAGCUUCCCUCCAGCACCGUGAGGAGGAGUGGGCCAGGAAUCAGGAAAACGAGCAGGGUCACCCUGUUCCAGGGAGCAAUGCCAAGUGGAUGAAGGAAGGCCAGAACCAGCUGCGCAAAGUAGCAGAGAAGCAGCAGGACCUAAACAGAAACCCGGACCAGAACCUUAACCUGGUCGAGAACGAAAAUGAAAACGAAAGCCCCGACAUGAACCCCAACCGAAACUCCACGCUUGGGGUGCAGGGGAGUGAUGUGGAGAAUAACAAGACCCUGGAGGUCCUAUGCUCUGACGUAGAUGUUAGGAACACCGCCAACGAACCCAUUCUGAUUGAUACCUCUGAGGCCCCCAUAGGCAAGGAACGAGAGAAUGAGAAUGAGGAGGAAGAGAAAGAAGAAGAGGAGAACUUCCCUCCUGGCAGUGGAGAGAAGGACACAGACUCCUCUGAGACACAGAGCUGCAGUGAGUCGAGGAAAGACAGUGAAGGCGGAGGGAGGAACACAUGCUUACUGUUCAGCAAGAAUGGAGCUAGUGAUGAGGACUCCAGCUGUAUGUCUCUGUCUCAGGGGAGCACUGCCAACAGCACCCCUGAUGGAGAUCCAGAGUCUUAUUGGGACCGCAGCGCGUUCGAGACCGACACAGACCUGCCAGCCGGUUGGAUGCGUGUGCGGGACACCUCUGGGACCUACUACUGGCACAUUCCUACAGGCACCACACAGUGGGAGCCACCUUCUCCCCUAGAGGAAGGUGCAGCCCCAGAGAGACCAUCCAGCACCUCACCUGCCAUUACCCCCUCUGAGGAGCCACAGAUUACAUGGAAUGGCGUGUCCCGUCAAAAUAGAUUCAAUGAUGAUCUGUGGAAGGAGGAGGAUGUAACUUCUGAUCAGAGUCUGAAGGAUUUUGAAGGGGCUACUCUGCGCUAUGCCUCUAUUAAUCUCAGCUGUUCCCAGUCAGAAGGAGAAGAGAAACCAAAUUCAUACAGCACCGAUGUCGAGGCCAAGUGCUUUGCUGUGCGAUCUCUGGGAUGGGUGGAGAUAUCAGAAGAGGAGAUGGCACCUGGAAAGAGCAGCAUUGCUGUGAAUAACUGUAUAAGACAGUUGUCUUACCACAAACACAACUUGCAUGACACUGUUGGGAUCUGGGGAGAGGGAAAGGACAUGCUCCUGGUGCUUGAGAAUGAAAUGCUGAAUCUGAUUGAUCCUCUGGGACAGACACUCCUCCACUCUCAGCCUAUCGUCAGCAUUCGCGUGUGGGGUGUUGGCAGGGACAACGGCAGGGACUUUGCGUAUGUGGCUCGAGACAAGCUGACCCACGUCCUGAAGUGUCACGUGUUCCGAUGUGACACUCCUGCCAAGAACAUUGCCACCAGCAUGCAUGACAUCUGUUCCAAGAUUAUGGCUCAGAGGAAGACCUCAAAGUCAAGUCUGAACAGACUCAACAUCGAUCCGUCCAAACUAGUGGAUCUCCCAUUCCAGGAGUUCCCAGCACCAAAGAAUGAGCUGGUACAGCGCUUCCAGGUGCGCUACCUUGGUAAUGUUGCAGUGGCAAAACCAGUAGGCAUGGACAUGGUGAAUGCUGCUUUGGAGACUGCCCUUGCUGCCAAAGAUCAGUGGACUUCAGUGACUGUGAAUGUGGCAUCUGCUACUCUUACUAUCCUUGUUUCAGAUACUGAGGAGGUUCUGUCCGAGUGUCGUGUUCGGUUCCUCUCGUUUAUGGGCGUGGGGAAAGAUGUCCGCACUUUUGCGUUCAUCAUGGCUGAAGGCCCUGGAGACUUUAUCUGCCACAUGUUCUGGUGCGAGCCCAACGCUGCCAGUUUGAGUGAGGCUGUGCAAGCUGCAUGUAUGCUGAGGUAUCAGAAGUGUCUGGACGCGAGACCCCCCAGCACCAUCUCAUGCCUGCCAGGCCCUCCUGCAGACUCGGUGGCUCGCAGGGUGGGCUCCAGUGUCAAGAAGGGUGUGCAGAGCCUGCUGGGCAGCUUCAAAAGAUCUGGAUCCCAGACGCCCUAAGAGAGAAUUCACCCCACCCACCUGUCUCCCCUCCUCCACCUGCCUGCUGCCUCUCUGCCAUUUCAAACGGAGGGCACUGCAGGCUUUCAUCAAACCUGGAACACACAUUUCACGUCUCCUGACCUCUUUUGAGGAGCUCAGGUUUUUCCCUUUAUCUCUGCAUUUCUGUGUUGGAUGAGUGAGUGAGCGAGAGAGAGAGAGAGAGAGGGAGAGAGAGUAAGGGGGAUGUGUGGAGGAAAAUACUAAAUUAUAGUGCAGGAUGUGACUGCACUGUGAGUUACACAAUACAACACUAAAGCAACACUAAUUCACUCACACACACAGACACACACAUUGGUGUAGAUGGGUAGUACUGCGUAUUCAGUAACGAUGAUUAUUACUAUUAAGCAGUUGUACAUCUUAAAAUGGUUGAGUGUUUUGAAUGUCUAAUGUAUGCGAAGUCUUUCACCAUGAAAACUGGACCAAAAUCGAUUACUGUAAUUGAUAGAUAGAUAGACAGAUUAGACAGAUGAGAGUAACACUACGUAUGCCGUUUAAGAACACUGAAACUAGCAACACGCAACACUAACGUUAAUGUAAAGUUGGGUACUAUUUAUUGUGUACUGUAACACACUGCUAUUGCCAUCGAUUUCCAUAGAUUUUCCCCCGUUUAUGAUGUCUGUAUAGACUGUAUAGAUGAGAUUUGAAGGGAAUUGAUCAUGAUGAUUCUCGACGUUCUCUGAUGUCGAGUGCAUGUUUCCGUUAACACCUGCGCUGUUCGUAGAUCACACUUUUUUUUUUUUUUUUUUCUUUCUAUACUGUAACAGACGGGUGUCGCAUCCUGUGAUUUUAAUUUAGCUCAGUCACUAAGCAGGGCCUGCUCUUGCUGUGUUUGUUUUACCUCUGCUGCAGACUGUCACUCUGAAUAUGAUCGAGUUUGAUCUGUACCUGACACACUACCUGAGUGGAAUUAUUUAAUCAGAUUUAUUUAUAUUCUUUCAUAAAAUAUGAAAUAGCAUUAAUGGAUCGUAGUCUUCCAAAAGGAAUUGUCUCGUUGUAGAGCUCCUGUAUGUUUUACAAGUCUAGACAGGCGUUAGUGACUUACAUUUAUGUUCUUUUGAAAUAGAAUCAGUAAUAUUUAAUUGAUUUAGGUUUGUGUGUUUUAAUUAGAGUUUUUAGUGAAAUAUUUUUUUGUUUGUUUUUUUUUUUUGUUUUUUUUAAGUUUCCCCGUUGGCGGGAAUUCUGUUUUAGACACAAUUGAGGUCUCACCACUAUGUGGUUUCUGGCAAAGGAGGAACUCGACUCUAAAUGUGGAUGAAUGUUGUUAAUUAAUUAAAGAAAGAAAGAAAAAGGAUCUCAAGCUUUUGCUUAGAAAUUUGAGUUAGCCUAGAUUUAAAAAGGAUAUUAAAAUGACUCAUAUUAUAAAACUACACUUUCACAUAUUUGAGCAUGCUUCUGCUCUCUGCUACUGCGGCGAUGCACAGCUAGAGGGCGCUGUCUGCGUACUUUAUUUCCCCCUUUUUCAUGCGUCUGACUGUGGGAUUGUACAGCACGACGGGUCCAUGGUUAAAUGGCUUCUUUGUGACUCGUCAUGUGUGAUUUAAUUUUUUUUAUUUUUUUGUUUUUUAGAACAAAAAAAACGAAGGAUUUUUUGACACUUCAGAGAGCCGUGUGUCACUGAUUGUCUUGUACAUGCACAUUGUAAUAUACUGCACCAUGUGUUGCCUCAUAGUUAAUAGGCUAUAAUAAAAACGUUAACAGCCAUUUACAAAUAUCAUCAUGCUCUACGAUUAUUCACUAAAUGUUACUGUAUAUAUUGAAACUAAUAAUAUAGUAAUAGUAGCAGAAUGUACCCCUAUCCAGUAGCAGAAUUGCUUUUUUAAAUGCAUUUAAAAGAACACUUUUUAAAAUGCAUAUAUAGAUAUAUUUUUUUUUCUUUUCAGUUUGUGUUUACUGUACUCCUCCCUGAAAUAGAUUUAAACACGCCCACCCUCACUGUUUCAGUUUACACUCCAGCUGCCAUGUGGAAGAGCCUUAGCUUGUAGCUCUAAAGCUGCUAAAGUGAGAAAUCUAGAACUGACUGAACUCGACUGAAGCCUAAAAUGAAUGGAAAUGAAUGGAUUAAAAGUUGUUCGGAACUGGAUUUAUGUCUUGUUUUUUUUUUUUUUUUUUUUUUUUUUUUUAUAAUCACCUUGUUAUCCCAGAGUAACUCACGCUGCAUUUGCUCUACUAAACAGAAUCUGUGUAUGUGGUUGUGUCUCACAGCAUUUCAUGUAUAUAAUGUAAGGAUCUUCGUUGAAAAUGCACUCUAAAGACUGUAGAUCUAGAUCACUCUGUGUGAUGAACAAAAAAAUAAAUAAAAGAGAAACGGAGGUUGUUAACAACAUGGAAUAAUAUCUGUGUAUUGUAUCUUGUAAAAGGAAUGUCAAUGUUUUUUAGGUGCUUGUAAUCCAUCCAGUUUAGGAAAAUAUCAUCUUAUCUCGCCUAAAGGAACACACUGAGGAAUGAACGAGCGCACACAGAUGACAUCAUAACCAGCCUGCCUAUCGACGACUUCUUCAUAUUCCUCUAUGCAUAAUCAAACCAUGUAGUUUUAUGAUUAGGAGGUACUUGCUAGGGCAUUUUCAUAUCUGUAAUAAUAUGCAGAUAUUAUUCAAAUGCUCCUGUUGGUCCUCCCUGGUGUGUUUCCCUAGACUGUAAGAAUGCUUCUUCUUCUUUUUUUUUAUUUUAUUUUUUUUUAACUGCCGGGUGUGGUGCAAGAGAUUGCUUUUAUUUCUUUUUUUUUUUAUGAUAAUUGUUAUUGCUUGUUUUGGAUUACUUUCUAAAAUGUACAUUAGGUGUUAUGUAUUUGUAUAUACAUGUAUAUUAAUAUGAUGUGUCACUGGGCAAAAUAAAACGUUAAUGUCCGUU